AUGAGUUUUUUCUGUUAUUACAGCGGUAGUUAUUCUGGGAUAUGUACUCUAUAUAUCCCUCUGGAAGGAGACUUUUGCACAAUGGCGUUAAGCUCAGAGGAAGUUUAUGAAUCAGUACAGGCAACUGUCGUGGGUAUCCGUGUCUGUGUUCCUGAAGAGACACCAAGUCUUUUUAAAAAUGGCGGCCGAGUUGUUUGCUCCUCUCUGCCUCGGAGAAGAGCCAAAUUGCCUGAUUCUGAACACAGGAUUGGCCCCUCGUUUCGGCAAGUUGUGCUUCAAGAUGGAGCAAUGACAAGUUGUUCACAGGGUUACCUUGAUCUGUCAAGGCAUGUUGUCUCUGUAGAAUUGUGUGGAACGCUUGAAGUUCUCAUAGAGGCCAACUCGCGAUCUGGGGCUAUGGCUGCUCAGGUAUCCAUACAGGCAAGAGAUUGCAAUAUAACUCAAAAUGAGUGUCAACUCGGCGACUCUAAGCUGGAGAUCACUGUUGCUUGGUCCCGUCUUGUUCGGGACAAGCUGUGGAUCACGAGGGGGGCAAAUGAGGAACUUUGA
This is a messenger RNA of Triticum turgidum subsp. durum (durum wheat), 549 nucleotides long. The record is from the annotation of a GenBank genome assembly. Lineage: Eukaryota; Viridiplantae; Streptophyta; Magnoliopsida; Poales; Poaceae.